Caenorhabditis auriculariae is the source of this 4370-nucleotide messenger RNA. The record is from the annotation of a GenBank genome assembly. Lineage: Eukaryota; Metazoa; Nematoda; Chromadorea; Rhabditida; Rhabditidae.
AUGUUCGCAUCGACGUCAAUUUCAGCGGCGGCGAACGUCUCGCUGCUGCUGUCGGUGAUGAUCUCCUUGUUGAUCUAUCAUUCCGUUUUCGUCGGCGUCGCCUUCACUCAAUUCCAACUUUUCUCGCCGCAUAUUGACCGACAACCAUCAACAACGCUCAAACUUUCUUCGGCCCCUAAUGAUGAACUUACAGGUAUGAAAAAACAUUUUUUUUUCUCGGUUCUAGUUUUUUUCCGCGUUUUUUGAAAGUUCGUUUUCAGCGCAGUUUCAGAUGCUAACUUCAGGAUUUUCGGCCCAAGCGCUACAUUAAAAUUUUGAUGAUUCGAAAAUUGAAAAAAUCCACUUUCAGAGUCUAUUGUUUUUUAACAAACCAGCUUCGGGUGUAAAUUAUUUUUCAAAUGCCCUCUAUUGCUCAUUUUUAGUCUAUUCACAGUUUGAAAAAAAUACAGAUUAUCUUCUUUCGAAUUUUAGAGAGCAAAUCAUGGCGUCGUCAUGCUUUGGAGCAGCUUUGGGAAGAACGAGCCAAAAUGGGGCGGACCCCAGUAUUUCCAUUCAAGGUUAUUUUUUUAAAUAUCAUUCUGUUCGCUUUGAAUUAGUCUAGCUUAUCUGAGCUCUCUCAAUCAAUCCUUGUUGAGUCUCUGAGCAGAAAAAGGAAAAAUGAGUUUAUAAACUCUGACUUCCUUUCUAUCCCCGGGUCAUAGUCUACUCGUUAGGGUGGACUAAUUCCCGUUUUGUUUAUUCUGCUGCUUUCGUAUUCUGAACUAUUUUAUUUAUUAUUUUCUAACAGUAUGCAGUGAAUAAACCUAUGAUUAACUGUAUUUUGAAUAAUUAUUGAUUUUUCAGUACACAGGCAACCCACGAGUCACUCUUCUCUUCAAAAACGAAACAGCGACAUCAACGGGAUCUUUGAAACACCGUUACGCAUGGGCUUUGAUGACUUGGGCUUUAUUGGAGGGACAUGUAAAGCAAGGUAAGUAUUAUCAAAAACUUGAAGGUCUAUGGCUCGGAGUGAUUUAAAAUUGCGACCGACCUCGAAUGAUUUUCGCACGGAUGCAUCAUUAACUAUUGGAGCGAGCUAACAAAUUCCCAAUUUUAAUACUUGAACCAUUCCCCUGCGAGUCUAACUUUUUAAGUUCAGGCAUAGGAAAAUUUUGAUAGAAUCUAUAUAAAUAAAUAAAAUAAAAAUAAAUCUUCUACUAAUAUAGUCAAGAUGUGAAAUUUCGCCCAUUGAAUUUCGAUAUGACGUGAUAUUUCUGUUUUUGCUUUUUAGCAAUCUUUUUCCUUUUCUACUACACUGCUGCCUUAUUUUCAACCUUAACUAUCCCAAUUUUGAGCACUUACAGUUGAAAAUUAUUCACUCUACUUAAAUUUAAGGAACCCACGUCUACGAAGCUUCAUCGGGCAACACAGCCGCAUCACUAGCCUUCAUGUGUAGGCUUAUCGGCGUACCUUUCACAGCAAUAGUUAGUUUAUGUCCUCUUGAAAAUAACGGAAAAUGAUCAAAUUACAGGUUCCGGACACUUUAGAAGACGUGAAAAAGGAGCACAUCGAGCACUACGGCGGUCAGAUCGUCAAAGUUCCUAUCGCAGAGCGGUUUUUGUCAAAGUGUUAACAAAAUAGAAAUGAAAUCUUCAGACUAGUCAAAGCGCGAGAACUAGCCGACAAGAGCAACGGUUUCUUCAUGAAUCAGUUUGGAAACGCUUUUUUGGCCGAAGAAUUCCAUGAAAGUGAGUGAGAAAUAAUAGCCGCGAAAAAAGCUCCCGCCUCUCAUCAGAAAUUUCUUAGUGAUCAAGCAGCCACUUGAGUGACUUUGACGCCUCGUUAGUUUUUUUUUUUGAAAGUGGUAUAAUCGAUGUUUCCCGACUUGAAAGGCGAGGGAGGCGGGGCAAGGAGCGGGACGCGUGGCGUGUGCGUACGCGGUUCUGGGCGCCAGUUCAAUUUAAUCGCUGCCGACUAUUUAAAAAGCUCGGCAACUACUCUUUUUCUGUAUUUUCUACUGUUUUUUGAUACACACAUGAACAACCAAUAAAAAAAAAAUCAAAAAAGAGCGAAAAAUAAUCUCUCUGAAUGCUCGCUGGCGGUUGAAUUGAACUCGUGCCAAGGACCGCGUACGCACACGCUACGCGUCACGCCCCUUGGCCCGCCUUUCAAGUCGGGAAACAUUGACUAUAGAUGAUUCCCGAACGCAUCGAUUUUUUUUUCCAAACUAAAACUCUAAAACGCAUAUAGAACCUCAAAUCAUCGCUUUUUUCAAGUGAAAACUAGAAAGACUUAGAAUUCCCUUGAAUGACCGUUAUAGACGAUUCACGGCUAGCUUGGGACGCAAAAAGGCGUGGCCUGUCUGCACUCUCCACUAACCAGGGCACUGUCUCGUCUCUUUUCGUGGCAGGACCCUUUUCUCGACGGCUCAAGCCAGCCGUGAAUCAGCUAUAUACUUUCCGAUACAGCGCUUUCAUCCUCGGUGUCAAAAAGUCAUUUAAACCUCCUUUUUCAAAAAAAAAAAAACGGCCAUGGAGCACACAAGAUAGCGGAUGUUUUUUCUCAAACGUUCUUGAACCCAUAAAAAGUUAAAUCCAGGCGGAAACUACGAAAAGCAGUCAGCCAACAUGUUCCACGAGAUAGUGACCCAGCUGAAUGAGAGCAGAUUGGCCAUUCCAGAUUAUUUUGUUCACGCCGCAGGGACGGGUAAGAUAGUUCCUUUUCCAAGUAAGAAAUUUCCUUUCUAAAGGUGGUACAAUCACAUCAAUCGGAAGGUACAUCAAAAAGUACAAUCUGGACACCCAAGUUGUCUUUGCCGACACACAGUUCUCAGUCUACUACGAUUACGUUCUUCACAAUCGGUAAUUCGAAAAAUUCCACAAAAAGACUGUAUGUUUCGUUCACCACAACUAAAGGCGUUCUAGCAUCUUUGCUACCUUUUUUCUUUCAACGGUGGGUCAAAAAAAGAAUAAUUAAAACCUCAAGUAGAAGAUCGUCGAGAAAAAAGAGGUGUAUUUUUACAAUUCGUGGUAAACAGAUUAAAUAAGAUAAAUAAGUUGAGAAUCCUAAAAAAUGAAAAGUUCACAAGCCUGUAGUGUUAUGUUCCCAACAUUUCCUGCGAUUAGAUUAAAAACUAUUUUUUACAACCUUCUGAUUCUCGCUUGAAUAACUCAAACUGUUAAAACUUGAUGAGAAACCCUGAAAAUCUCAGAUUCGCGAAUCAGAGCGGAUCCCAUCUCUGGGUGGAGCCAGGGAUGGCGGGAAUCGGCUUCGGACCGAUGGGUCCAGCGAAGAAAGGUCAAACGACAAGGUAAAGAGAAAGUCUUUCAAGUUUAAACUCGUAUUUAAUUUGAAGCCUGGACCCGGCGGUCAUCGACCGAGUACUGAAAAUCCCCGACUGCGCCUCAACAGCAGCGAUGAAAGUCUUAUUGGAAAACGGAGUCUCCGGCGGAACCAGUAGCGGUGUCAAUUUGGUAGCCGCACUUCACAUUGGCGCUAAUUUAAGGUGGUAGACUCAAAGGAAAUAUAGAAAACCCUAAUCGCAGAAAAAAGGAGUGACUUGUGUGCUCCACUGAGAAUGAGAAUUAGAGACACCUUCAUACAAACACCGAGAAGCAGAAGCUCUUUCGAAAAACAAACUUCAUGAAAAACUUUUUCAAAACACUAUCAAAAAAAAAGCCCCGAGGCGCACCAAGCUCAUUUUUCCGUGGUAAAAAUCAAAAAAUUGAUAUUAUUCUAAAAUUACAGCUCUCCACGACCUGUCACCAUCGCCACGAUUCUCGGAGACCCAUCUUCCUACUAUCAAACGAGUUAUCUGAACCGCGACUGGAUCGCUCAACGAUUCGCUCGACACGGCGGUCUUGAGGUCGGAAAAUAUAUUAUCUUCGUUAAAUUCUUAAGUACAGCUUUCCUUCUUGGAGAAGUAUGAAGACUCGAAACUUCCCAACUAAGCUUUCUACCCUAAAAUCCUGUCUGGAAAUUUAGCCACAAGUUAGCCGAGUUUGCCUUCUACCAAAUUUAGAGUCUGAUUAUGUUAUUGCGUCGAUCUUUUAUUAAAAAUGUGGCUUGAAAAUUCGAAAAACUUGUAAUGAUCACGUUAUCAAGCAGACAUUCUGGUUUUCUGAUAAAUUCAGAGGCUUUCUGUUUCUGUUUGAGCAUUUUCCUUCAUGAAACUGCGCAAAAAAGUCAUUUCAGACUUGUCCGAAGAAAAUAAGUCACUUUCAAAAGAAUGUGCGCUCUACUGACAAUUUUUCGAUUUUUUUUUCUUACAAGGUCCUCAAAAUAACCUAUUCCAGGCGUACUACUGCUGGAUCAGCGUCCUUCGCGAGGCCCUAGAUAACGGGAAAGAUCCACUACAACUUGGACGGCGGUGUCCAACCGGCAACGUUUGA